AUGAGAACAUCCAUCUUGAACUAUCUGCACCUCAUUGGCACCGGCUUGCUAUUCCCGGUGGCAAGAGCCACAAGCCUGGACGAUGAGGUCGCCCUCGUUGCCCAGAGGCAGCUCGCUAACGUCGCCCAGUUCCCUGAUCCGCCAUUGAUCGCGAGCAUUGACAAGUGGCUGGCUGCUCAGAAAACUGACGGAACCUGGAGCGAUGUCAAUUACCUCUCGGGAUGCGCCGCUCAGCGCGCCAACUGGCCCAUCCAAGAGCACUGGAACCGAGUCAUUACCUUUGCGGCUGCAUGGAGCGGCGCAAAUCCGUCCAUCCCCGCAACUUGGAAGGGCAGCAAGGACCUCAUGUCUGCCAUCUCCAAGGGCUUAGACUACUGGUUUGAAAACGACUACGAGCCUGUGGACUGCAUGGGGAACGGCGGAAAUGCCGGUUGCCCGUGCGGCACUCCUGGUCUUUGGAACACUAACUGGUAUGGCCAAGCGAUUCUGAUCCCGCAGCUCUGCUCCACUGCGUGUCUGCUGCUCAAGGACGCAAACCUCACCGCCUCACAGCGUGCUGGCUGUGCUCGCAUCCCGCGCCGCUCAUAUGACCUGAGAGACGGGAGCUACGGCACCGGUGGAAAGCUAACCGCGGCAAACGUCGUACUCGUUAUGCAAAACUCGGUCAACCUGGCCCUCUACACAAACAACGCAACGAUGCUCGCCGAUGCAUACUCGAGGACCAUGAAGACCAUGACCUUUGCGGACACUCCUAAGCAAGAUGGAACCCACCGUGAUGGCACGUUCCUACAGCAUGUCGGAAUCUUGUACAACGGCAACUACGGCAAGGACUUUUUCAACGUCUUCAUUGCUCUCCAGAGCGCAGCCAUCGGAACGUCCUUUGCGGCUCCGGAUGACACGCGAAGCGCUAUUGCCGCCCAAGCCAGGGGCAACGAAUGGAUGAUCUUCACCGAUUACGAGACUCGAAGAGAGCACUGGGACUUUAAUGCAAUCGGACGGUUCGUAGCCUUCCCGGUUGUGGAUAGGCAGGCCAGUGCCGACAUCAACUUCAACACCUCGAAGCUCGCUGCCGCGACAAAAGACUUUACUGGCGCCAAUGACUUGAGCGACACGAUUAGGCGAUUGCAGUCCAAUGGCACCGAGAAGCUUGUCGGCAACAAGGGCUUCUGGGCCAGUGAUUAUAUGGCACUAUUCACCCUUUCGUUUCGCCUUGUGGUUGCCAAUGCUGACCAGGCAUCGCAGGUUCAUCGCCGCGACUCUUUCAUCCUUACUAACAAGAUGCUUUCCGUCCGAUCGACCAACUCGGAGUCCGUCAAUGGCGCAAAUCCGUACGCCUUUCACCUCGGACAAGGGACCCUCUUCUCGUAUGUCACAGGCAACGAGUACAAGGACAUCAUGGCUGCCUGGGACUGGAACCUGGUCCCCGGCACCACCACGCAGCUCAACAUCCCUAAGCUCGCUAGCGGCAAUGCUGGCAACAGCGGAAAGAAGGACUUUGUCGGCGUCGUGAGCGAUGGAAAAGUCGGCACCUCUGUUGAGGACUACGUUGAUCCUCUUGAUGCGAGCUUUUCGUACAGGAAAGCGUGGUUUUACUCUGAUGACUCGGUCCUCGUCGUCACCUCGGAUAUCAAGUCUAGUGGUAAAGCGCCCAUCAUCACCGUGCUGGAUAACCGCGCCGUGGCCGAUUCGAACAAGGUUUGGGUCAACGAUGAGGCAGUGGAUACGAGCAAAGGCCUCCAGAUCAAGGGCAGGACUCUCUUUUAUGGGGGCAACGGGUACGCGGCCUACGGUGAGGACUUCGACCUGACCUUGGCCCAGGGCGACCGGACCGGCAACUGGACUGAGAUCUCUACAUCGACCGUCGGUGUGACGACGGUGCCCAUUUUCUCUGGCUACACUACCAUCAGAGAAGACUCGUUCACAUACGCCAUGUUCCCCGCGACGAGCCGCAGCAAGCUCGCCAAGGAAGCAAGGAAGCCUUCCAUCAGCCCAAUCUUGGGCCCGGGGGUCAGCGGCGCGGCCGGGUCCAGCAAGUUGAGCCUCGUCUUCUGGCCCGGUGGUGAAAAGUCCAUAACGGUCGACCUGGCCAAGAUUGGCUGGGCCAGGUCGGGGUCCAUCACCGUUACCUCUGAGCAGCCGGGCGCGUACCUAUUUAGACCCAUUUGCAACGGCAAGCACAAGAAGGCAAUGAAGCUGCGCGUCACCCUAUCCGAUCCGACGCAGAAACUUAGCUCGAUGUCUUUCUCGAUUGCGGUGACGCAUGGGACGGUGACGCCGGUGAAGGUGGCGGUCGACUUACCGACGGCUGGUCUAGCGGGUUCGUCAGUCUCGCGCGACGUGGUUGUCAGGUUUUGA
Messenger RNA from Purpureocillium takamizusanense, 2355 nucleotides. RefSeq lists its product as uncharacterized. Gene Ontology annotation, molecular function: lyase activity; carbohydrate binding. Gene Ontology annotation, biological process: carbohydrate metabolic process. The coding region runs from base 1 to 2355 and encodes 784 amino acids. Gene Ontology annotation, cellular component: extracellular region. The record is from RefSeq and is a predicted model, not a curated record. The transcript is spliced from 7 exons. Lineage: Eukaryota; Fungi; Ascomycota; Sordariomycetes; Hypocreales; Ophiocordycipitaceae.